UCUUCCCUGGUAGUGUAAAGGUUGUCAACUCUGGAAAAAGGAGCGAUGGACCCGAGAGACACAGCCCCGGAUUCGUGGGAGCUGGAGGAGGAUGCCGAGGCCCCGGCUGCCGCGGCGGGGCUCCCGACCGCCUUCGCCGCUCUUAACGUCAACGCCAAGCCGUUUGUCCCCAACGUUAACGCCCCGGUCUUUGUACCGAGCUUCCUUCAAGCCAGCGCGGUGGAAAUGCCGGCUUCAGACGGUGCCCCUGAUCCAGUUGGCAGCAUGGAUGUGGCAGAAACAGCCGCUCCAGUGGAGAAUGGAGGCACAGAGGCAGACAUGACCACAGAGGAAGAGACCUGGGAGCAGAAGGAGGAGCCGGGGGGAGGUGGAGGAGGCGGAGGACAGGAGGAUCUGGGUUCAGGAGGGGCCUGUGAGGAGGGCGGAGCCGCCGGGAAAGAGGACGAGGAGAUGAUGGAGGAGGAAGAGGAGGAGAUGCCCAUGCCCAAAGUGGCUCCGGCACCUCCGGAUGCCCCCAAGAAAGAACAUGUGAACGUGGUCUUCAUCGGUCACGUGGAUGCUGGUAAAUCAACUAUUGGAGGACAGAUCAUGUACCUAACUGGAAUGGUGGAGAAGCGAACCCUGGAAAAAUAUGAAAGAGAAGCAAAAGAAAAGAACAGGGAGACAUGGUACCUGUCGUGGGCUCUGGACACAAACCAGGAGGAGAGAGACAAGGGGAAGACAGUCGAGGUCGGGAGAGCUUACUUUGAGACUGAGAAAAAACAUUUCACUAUCCUGGAUGCCCCUGGACACAAGAGCUUUGUCCCCAACAUGAUUGGUGGAGCGUCACAAGCCGACCUGGCAGUCCUGGUGAUUUCAGCGAGAAAGGGGGAGUUUGAGACCGGCUUUGAGAAGGGUGGACAGACGCGGGAACAUGCCAUGCUGGCUAAAACAGCAGGAGUCAAGCAUCUCAUUGUCCUGAUCAACAAGAUGGAUGACCCCACUGUCAACUGGAGCCUAGAAAGGUAUGAAGAGUGUAAGGAGAAGCUGGUGCCAUUUCUAAAGAAGGUGGGCUUCAACCCCAAGAAGGACAUCCACUUUAUGCCUUGCUCCGGACUCACAGGUGCCAACCUCAAGGACCCCGUACCUGAAUGCCCCUGGUACACGGGUUUGCCAUUUAUUGCCCAUCUGGACAGUUUGCCAAACUUCACCAGAUCCAGCGAUGGACCAGUCAGACUACCUAUCGUAGACAAGUACAAGGACAUGGGCACAGUUAUCCUUGGGAAGCUGGAAUCUGGAUCCAUCAGUAAAGCCCAGCAGCUGGUCAUGAUGCCAAACAGGCACACGGUGGAGGUGUUGAGCCUGCUGAGUGACGAUGUGGAGACAGACGAUGCAUGUCCCGGGGAGAACCUGAAGUUGAGGCUGAAGGGCAUCGAGGAGGAGGAAAUCCUCCCUGGUUUUAUCCUCUGUAGCCCUGACAACCUCUGCCACUCCGGACGCACCUUUGACGCACAGAUCGUCAUCAUUGAGCACAAAUCAAUCAUUUGCCCUGGUUACAAUGCAGUCCUUCACAUCCACACCUGCAUUGAAGAAGUGCAAAUCACAGCCUUAAUCUGUCUGGUGGACAAGAAGACAGGGGAGAAAAGCAAGACACGACCACGCUUUGUUAAGCAGGACCAGGUGUGUAUCGCCAGGCUCCGGGCAGCAGGAGUCAUCUGUUUAGAGACCUUCAAAGACUUCCCUCAGAUGGGACGAUUCACGCUGCGAGACGAAGGCAAGACUAUCGCUAUCGGCAAAGUGCUGAAGCUGGUGCCAGAAAAGGACUAAAUGCAACAGUGGCAGCAUGCAUGGAGUUCUUCCAGUCUUUACCAGAGGAGAAAUGCUGCUAGAGCCGACCCAAACAGCUACUCUCUUUACACACAACUAUGCUGAAGAGAAGAACAAUGACAACAAGGAGUGAAGGAGAAUAAAAUUGCAUAAAAUGAAGAAAACGAGACUGAAUCAGUUUUUAUGAUGAACAAUAUGAAAUGAGAGACCAAGUCCAGUGUGUCAGCUUUCUCAUAUUGAGAGCUCAGCUAUGCCACUAAUGUAGCUACAUGUCCCCCUUCUGUACGCCCACGGCUAACCGCACUGUCGGAUGGCCACGCCAUUUGUUUUUAGAAUGGAGAUGGAUGCAGUGUUACUGAGAUUGGGGAAGGAAAAACAAAAACUACAGAAUGAUUUCAUAUCCUGCAAAAGACCAGAAUUAGCCUGUAAUUUUAAUUUGCAAAGCACAUCUCCCUUUUUAAGAGUGGGAUUUAGAACCCGAACUGACAUUUUAUUUGGUUUUAAGGAUUGCUGUACCAAAAUUUUUAGUUUGGUCUCUCUCCACAUGAGGUGGUUUAAUUGGAUGAAGGUCACAUACUACUCUGAUGAACCAUGGAUAAACACACUCACACAGACAGACACACACAGCUGUUAAAUAAUAUAAACUGAAAAUAAAUGAUCAAGCUGCAACAGAAA
This is a messenger RNA of Siniperca chuatsi (mandarin fish), 2481 nucleotides long. It is a transcript of the gene gspt1, whose product is annotated as G1 to S phase transition 1. Gene Ontology annotation, molecular function: GTPase activity; translation release factor activity; GTP binding. Gene Ontology annotation, cellular component: translation release factor complex. Gene Ontology annotation, biological process: translation. The record is from RefSeq and is a predicted model, not a curated record. NCBI's taxonomy places the organism in Eukaryota, Metazoa, Chordata, Actinopteri, Centrarchiformes, Sinipercidae. Bases 46 to 1806 code for a protein of 586 amino acids. The transcript is spliced from 14 exons.